AUUCACAUAAUCACAAAUAGCGACACUUAUUAUAUCCUCUUCCAAACUGUAACCUUUCUUCAAGAAGAAGAAAAUAUGGCAUCUCAUGAUCAAAGCUUCAGAGCUGGUGAGGCCAAGGGCCAAACUCAGGAAAAGACCAACCAGAUGAUGAGUAACGUUGGGGACAAGGCCCAAGCUGUAAAGGACAAGACAGCCCAAGAAGCCCAUUCUGCAUGGGAUAAGACAGCCCAAACAGCCCAAGCAGCAAAGGACAAGACCCAGCAGGCAGCCCAAACUGCAAGGGACAGGACUAGUGAGACGGCCCAAAACACAAGGGAGAAGGCCCAAAACACUGCUGGCGCAACAAGAGACAAAGCCUCAGAAAUGGGCCAGGCCACUAGGGAAUCGGCCCAGUCCGGUAAGGACAAUGCUGGUGGGUUCCUUCAGCAAACUGGGGAAAAGGUUAAAGGCAUGGCACAAGGUGCCGCUGAUGCUGUGAAACAUACAUUUGGAAUGGCGCCACAUGAAGAUGAACAUGAACACCCAAGAAGGGAUGUCUAGUUUAAUAAAUCAAAAUUGUUUGUGUUUUUCUUAAUUUGGUGUUUUCAAUAAGGUGUGUGAUUUCCCUCUUGUAUUAGUAGUAAGGAGGGAAGGAAUGUACUAUUAUCUAGUCUUAGUAGCAGAAUUCUUCUACUUUGUAUAUGCAAGUAUGAAGAAAAAUGUCAUGUUAUAAUAUCGUAAUAUUAUCUUUAAA
Arachis duranensis is the source of this 733-nucleotide messenger RNA. Its product is annotated as late embryogenesis abundant protein 2. The transcript is spliced from 2 exons. NCBI's taxonomy places the organism in Eukaryota, Viridiplantae, Streptophyta, Magnoliopsida, Fabales, Fabaceae. The record is from RefSeq and is a predicted model, not a curated record. The coding region runs from base 76 to 540 and encodes 154 amino acids.